AUGCCGCACGAAGACUAUCCCACCCCGAGGAUCUUUACGAAUCUCUCCACGGUAACGCUGAAGCACAGAAGAAGCUUCCAAACAGUGGUGGAUGCCCUGCGACAUCACGGAACGAGGAACCACUGGGGAUACCCGACCAAAUUACUGGUCCAACGCGACGGAGUCAUAAAACCGAUAUUCACCCCAGAAGAGGGCCUAGCCAAGCUAACAGAAUGGACCAUACCAAUCAAGCCUGAUACUACCGCUCAUCUUCCACAACAGAGACUGACACCAGAAUGGUGCACGACACAUAAAAAACUCUCAUAG
Pelobates cultripes (western spadefoot toad) is the source of this 306-nucleotide messenger RNA. Lineage: Eukaryota; Metazoa; Chordata; Amphibia; Anura; Pelobatidae. The record is from the annotation of a GenBank genome assembly.